CACUGCACUGCUGCCCAUGUGUGAAGACAGCACUCUGACACCUUCCCCAUCUCUCUCUCGCGAGUCCCGAGCACCAUCGCUCGGACCUCUGCUCCGUUCCACACGCAGGGAGAGGAAGAGAUAGCUCGGUUUAGCUGAGUUCAUGGGGUGCACGCAGUCGAGGGUUGAGCAGGAGGAGGCGGUGGCGAGGUGCAAGGAACGGCGGCAGUUCAUGCGGGAUGCAGUUGCCCAGCGCAAUGCCCUGGCGGUCGCCCACUCCCUGUACGCCAUGGCUCUCAAGAACGUCGGUGCCGCUCUCAAUGACUACGGCCAGGGAGAGGUCCUCGAGGUCCGCCAGCCGCUCGCCACCUCUGCCCCCGCCGACCAUCUCCCGCCGCCCCCGCCCCCACCCCCGGAUGAGUUCCCCGGUACCCCGUUACCGCCUCCUCCGCUGCCUCCAUCGGCCCUGCGGCUUCAGAAGGCAACCAGCAUGCCAAACAUAGGCCUCCCCAAGCACCCUGUCCAUUCUGACGGCACCAUCCAAGAAGAGAAGGACGACGCUGAGGAGGGCGAUGGACUGAAGACUACCUCCGGCAGCCGCGCACCGCCUGGCGCUCCCUCCGCGGUCUCCAGGGACUCUGCCCCACCACCACUUGCACCCGCUGAGAGCAGCAAUUGGCAGGAUCAGGGUGGCGGAUGGCAAGAUUUCUUCUUCACCUUCACGGAUUCUAUGCCUGAAAUAUCCAUAAGCGAGCCCCCUCCUCGCACACCGGAGCCAGGGAAGAAAAAACCAGCUCCUCCGCCUUCGCCUUCGCCUUCGCCUUCACCCACGCCGCCACCUCUGCCUACGAAGCACGAGGAGAACGACGAACAGAAGCCAUCACAGAAGCCGGAGAGCAUUUCCGGGGAGUCGCCGGAGGAGGAGGAGGAGACUUCCGAAGCAGUCACCCCACUUCCUCCUAAAGCUGCAAAGAAGCCUAAGGAGAGUUCGCAGGUGGCAGUUGAAGGGUCGGAGGCCAAAAGGACCAGAGGCGGGAGCGGCGACCUGAUGCAAAUAUUGCACAAGCUGGAUGAGCAGUUUCUCAAGGCUUCAGAGAGCGGGCAAGCAGUUACCAAAAUGCUCGAGGCCCAUCGAUUGCAUUACCAUUCCAACUUCGCGGACGAUAAUGGAGAUAUUGAUCAUUCUGCACAAGUGAUGCGCCUUAUCACGUGGAAUCAGUCACUUAAGGAAGUGCCCAGCCCUGAUGACAGAAAGGGUGCGGUUGAUGCAAAGGAGACUGAAACCCUUGCAACUAUACUUGAUCAGUUGCUUGCUUGGGAAAAGAAACUUUAUGAUGAAGUAAAGAUUGGCGAGACUAUGAAAUUUGAAUACCAAAGGAAAAUGGCUCUGCUAAAUAAGCAAAAGAAACGUGGUGUUAGUUCAGAUGCACUUGAAAGAACUAAAGCUGCUGUAAGUCAUUUGCAUACAAGAUACAUUGUUGACAUGCAAUCCAUGGAUUCCACAGUCUCAGAGAUUUAUACUUUGCGAGAUGACCAACUGCAUCCAAAGCUUGUGGAGCUUGUUAACGGGUUGGCUGGUAUGUGGGAAAAGAUGCAUGCCAGUCAUAUGAAUCAGAAGAUGAUUGUUGACGACCUCAAACUCCUUGAUAUCUCUAAUCUUUGCACAGAGACAACCGAAGCACACCAUAAACGCACAGAACAACUGUGCAAUAUCACCAAUGAGUGGAGCAUUAAAUUCGAGAAGUUACUGCAGCAUCAGAAGGAAUUUAUCCAAACAUUGAACAGGUGGGUUCGGCUUAGCUUAAUUCCCAUAGAAAGUAGCUUGAAGGAGAAAGUUUCCUCGCCAACGAGGGUUGUUGAUCCUCCUAUUAAGGACCUUCUUAAAAAUUGGAAUGAUGAACUUGAGCAUUUGUCUCAUGAGGUGACGAAGAAUGCAAUAAUAAGUUUCUCUGCUGUUGUAAAAGCUAUUUCGGGGCAGCAAGAGGAGGAGCUAAACCAGAAGCACAAGUGCGAGGAUGCAAAGAGAGAGUACGACAAGAAGCUGCGCAGUUUCCAGGAUUGGCUGGAGAAAUACAAGCAUAAAAGAGGGCCCGAAAUCCUUGAGGGCUGCAACGAGAAGGAUCCUGUUCUAUCUGAGAAAGAAUGCCAAGUUGAACUUAGCAAGCGGAAGUGGGAUGAAGAGCUUGAAACAUACCAGAACCUCAGCAAGCAGACAAGGGAAAAGUCGUUGGCCAGUCUGAAGACAGGCUUGCCUACCCUCUUCAAUGCAAUAGCUGAAUUUUCCACCUUCUGCUCUGAAUCAUACAAGAAACUGCUUCCCCUGAUCACGUCGCCCCAGCACCCAGAGAAAACUGCAUGAUGUUGUACUAAUUUGUUGUGUAAAACUGUAAAUGACUCAUGCUAGCUUUCUAUUUGUUUGGUUGUAUAUUAUUUUGGUGGUUUUACA
Messenger RNA from Nymphaea colorata (pocket water lily), 2425 nucleotides. RefSeq names its product protein ALTERED PHOSPHATE STARVATION RESPONSE 1-like. NCBI's taxonomy places the organism in Eukaryota, Viridiplantae, Streptophyta, Magnoliopsida, Nymphaeales, Nymphaeaceae. The record is from RefSeq and is a predicted model, not a curated record. The transcript has 4 exons. Bases 143 to 2338 code for a protein of 731 amino acids.